UUCUCACUUUAACUUAUUGCACCAGUAGUGCAGCUAAAAAGAACAAACCACUUGACUGUGGGUAACGCGUUAUGUGAAAGAUGAGUUGGCGAAAAGACAAGAGGAGGGCAUUCUGAUAGUGAUAAGAUCGCCGCUGUCUCGCCUCGUGCCUAUUCCUAUCAUACGUUCCGCUCAUCGGUGAUGAGACAGAAACGGCGAGCGAUUGAUCGUCUGUGCUUUUCUAAUUUACAAUCUUUCUUAAGGAAGUAGAAUGAACAAGAACCGUGCAGGCUUUGCCGUUACCAUCGGGACGGACGUAAUUUGCGUGUACUUUCUUAGGGGCCGCAUCAGAAAAAGCCCCUUGUAGAGACCCUAUAAUUGAGAGUCUGGACACGACCUGAAAAUGGCCGAUUCAGUGUGUUCUUUUUAGCUGCACAAUGGUGCAAAAAGUAUCAAUUCAGCAGUUGAAAAGAACAGCCUUAGGCCAAAGAAAAUGCCAAGUUGUUGUGUGCCAGGAUGUAAGGUUCGCAAAGAUAAAAGAAAUUCAAUUUAUAUGGCAUCUUUCCCAACUAAUCCAAGAAGGAAAAACCAAUGGAUGAAUAAUAUAGGCAUGGGAAAUAUAAAAUCUAAGUAUUUAGUUAUAUGUGAGACACAUUUUGAGAGUAAUAUGUGGGAGAAGAUACGCAUAGAUGGAAAGCGCAAAUUGAAAAAUAAUGCUGUGCCUACAAUUUUUCCUGCUCGAUUGCAUGAAACGAACGAUUGUGCAGGAAGGCAAGAUAAUGUAAUGUCAAAUACCUUAGAUAUUCCUGAUGUUACUUCAUCAACAUUGAGUAAUUUUGCAGAUUCAUUGAAUGAAGUUAAAGAAUUAAAGAAACAAUUAGCAGAAGCCAAUAAAAAACUUGAUUUAGCGAAUCAGUUUUUAUUGAAAAGUGACCGAAGUAAAACCAUGUUAAAGAAACAGAUAAAGAGGUUGAAAGGAAUUACAAAAAAGUCAAAAACACAAUAUUGUCACGUAUUGGAAGCUGCAAUGAAAAAAGUAUUCAAUGAGAAUCAAAUAACAGCUCUCGUGCAACUAUCCUUGCGCAACCAUAUAUGGUCAAACGAUACCAUAAAAAAAGCCCUCCGAUUGAAGUUUUCCUGUGGUUCUAGUGGGUAUCAAGAGUUAUUGAAGGGAAACAUGCCUCUACCAUCGGAACGUACCCUUCGCAGGAAAUUGGAAAAUAUCCAACUUAAAGAAGGAAUUUCCGACGAUAUUUUUAAAUUAUUAGAAGACAAAACAGUUCUAUUCCAAGAUGUUAGAGAUAGAGAUUGUUCGCUUGUAUUAGACGAAAUGUCAAUUGCACCAGGUUAACAAUUGAAUUUAUCUACACAGUCAUAUUGUGGAUUUGCAUCUUUCUGUGCACAUAAUAGUAUGUCUGUCAGCAUAUAGCAAACAGUGUAAUAUGCGAUAUAUAUUUUAGUUUUAAUUUUCUACUCAAUAAAAUUAUUGUUACAUAACAUACGUAUUAUGUAAUCAUUAUAUAUUAUUGAGUAAGAAAUUACAAUCCAGUAAAAGUUACAAACACGAAGUAAAAGUUACAUAACUCUUACAUAACACAUUUAUUAUGUAACAGUUACAUUGUUGAGUGAGAAAUAAUAAUAUUAAUGUAACGUAACUUUUACUUCGUGUUAACUAGGAAUUAACAUGUAUGUUAAAAGUUACAUAGUGUUUGCUAGGCAUUUGUGUUUGCAUUUUAUUGGUAUUAAUAUUUUAUUGGUAUUAUGGUUUUCCUUCUUGCAUGAACUGUUACAGGAAAUUACUACCCAGUAAACACAGUAAUAAUCAUAUUAUACACAUAAUAUAUUGGAUGUUAUAGGUAAUAUUAUAUAAAUGUUUCUGGUAAGUAACUGAUUAGUUAUAAUUUUCCACUCAUCAAUAUAACACGUAAUAUAACAAUGUGAUCCUCUGGUUAUGUGUUUUCACAAAAUUUUUAUUACAUUUUUGCUUCUAAAUAACACUUGUAAUGAUGUUUCUACAGAUAUUGACGUAAUAUUAUGCAUUAAAUAUUAUAUGAUAUGUCACAUUGUUAUAACAUUCACAUAACUAAUGUUAUAAUGUUAUUUUUUAUUAUUGUCAAGAAUAAAAUAUAAAAGUCAAAAGUGCGUACGAUUAUCCUAACUAACUCUAAUCACUGUUUACUGGGUACUUCUGCUAAUAUUUGCACUUGUUUCAACAUUUCUCUCUCUCUCUCUCUCUCUCUCUCUCUCUC
Harpegnathos saltator (Jerdon's jumping ant) is the source of this 2228-nucleotide messenger RNA. Its product is annotated as THAP domain-containing protein 2-like. The transcript has 5 exons. Gene Ontology annotation, molecular function: sequence-specific DNA binding. Bases 473 to 1330 code for a protein of 285 amino acids. The record is from RefSeq and is a predicted model, not a curated record. NCBI's taxonomy places the organism in Eukaryota, Metazoa, Arthropoda, Insecta, Hymenoptera, Formicidae.